GGCGAUUGGGUUUGGACUUUAGAGAGUUAACCAUGGGGGACUGGAGUUUCCUGGGUAACAUUUUGGAAGAAGUGAAUGAGCACUCGACUGUGAUCGGUAGAGUUUGGCUCACUGUUCUCUUCAUUUUUCGGAUACUUAUACUGGGAACAGCUGCGGAGUUUGUCUGGGGGGAUGAACAAUCUGAUUUUGUGUGCAACACUCAGCAGCCUGGUUGUGAAAACGUCUGCUAUGAUGAAGCUUUUCCUCUCUCACACAUUAGGCUGUGGGUUCUCCAGAUAAUCUUUGUGUCCACGCCGUCACUGGUCUACGUAGGGCAUGCUGUGCACCAUGUUCGCAUGGAAGAGAAAAGAAAGGAGAGAGAGGAGGCUGAAAUGAACAGGCAGCAUGAGAUGAAUGAAGAACGAUUACCACUUGCUCCAGAUCAGGGAAGCAUCAGGACCACAAAAGACACAAGUACCAAAGGAACCAAGAAGUUUCGCUUGGAAGGAACUCUCCUCAGAACCUACAUCUGCCACAUUAUAUUCAAAACCCUUUUUGAGGUGGGCUUUGUGGUCGGCCAAUAUUUUCUCUAUGGUUUCUCGAUCAAGCCCCUGUAUCGUUGCAAUCGGUGGCCCUGCCCAAACACUGUGGACUGCUUUGUUUCCAGACCAACUGAGAAAACUAUUUUUAUUAUGUUUAUGUUAGCCGUGGCUGCAGUCUCUCUCUUUUUGAAUGUCGUGGAGAUUAGCCACUUGGGUUGGAAGAAGAUUCGACUUGCUUUUCGGAGGAGCGAAGAUCAGCAUCCCCAGCAGCUGCCAGGAGAAGUUUCACAGAAAUCAAUGCACUCCAUAGCAAUUUCUUCUAUUCCAAAGUCUAAAGGCUAUAAGCUGCUUGAAGAAGAGAAAGUAGUCUCCCAUUUCUACCCAAUGACUGAAGUUGGAUUAAAAGCCAGCCCACUUCCAGCACAAUUUAAUGGCUAUGAAAAAGGCAGCACAGGGCUUCUAGAAGACAUCUCAAAGGGUUAUGAUGAAACUUUGCCAUCCUACCGUCAAGCAGAAGAGCUAGAUGCUGUUAAAGUGCAAGCUUCUGAUACUUUUGAACAGGCUUCUUCUGAACGUGCUGCUUCAAUGAGGUCCCCUUCAGUGCGUGCCCCUUCUGACCGAGCCCCCUCUGAGCGUGCACUUUCUGAAAGAGCACCCACUCGUGCUGCUUCUGAGCAUGCAGGUUCAGAGUAUACACCUUCUGUGCGAACACCUUCAAACAAUGCAACUCCCGAACGGGUACCCUCCCGAGCUGCCUCUGAAUAUGCACCAUUGGAUUGUGCCCGUUCUGAGCGAGCACCCUCCCGUGCUGCCUCUGAACAUGCCCCAUCUGAUCGUGCACCUUCGGAGCGAGGUUCUUCACGAGCAGCUUCGGAGCGGGCUCCAUCCCAACCUGCUCUCUUUGAACCAGUUUCUUCUAGAGCAGGCUCAGUUCAAGCUCUGUUAGAGAGCCCCCUUUUGUAUGCAACGUCUGAUCUGCCUCAAGAAGCAGAUGCCCCAAUUGAAAUUAUACCCUUAAAAUCACCCUCUAAACAGUCCCUAACCGAGCAAGCUCCCAUUCAGAUGGUUUCAGAUCAUGUCACAAAUGAUCCUACGCCAUCAGAGCAUGGCAACUCCAACCACGCUUUUCCUGACCCUGAAGCUUUAGAAUCAGAUAUUGUUGAAUAUGAACCACUUGGCCAUGAGAUGCCAUGGCUAAAUGCUGAGUUCAUUCCUGACUCCAGAUCGCUGAGCAGGUUAAGCAAAGCUAGUAGUAGAGCCCGUUCAGAUGACUUAACAGUCUAAAAUCAAAAAGGAAUGUUGAGGUGAAAAAAAAGAAGGUAUGGGGUGCAUGAAAGGGCAAAAAAAAAUCUGGAUUUUGAAAAAUGUGCUUUGAAAGACUAUAGUUCUUAUUUAAUCCCUUUAAGGUAUAUUUGGUUCAGCACUACCAUUGGCUGGUAGAAAAUAGGUUACAAAACUAAAUAAGGCCAAAUCUAUCUAUCUAUCUAUCUAUCUAUCUAUCUAUCUAUCUAUCUAUCAUCUAUCUAUCUAUCUAUCUAUUUAUCUAUCUAUCUAUUUAUCAUCAAUCUAUCUACUUUUUGUAGGUACGUCUGUCUAUACCUCUACAGUAUCUAAUUUAUUUUCUAUUUUGGCAAGGACAAAUAUUACUGCAUUUUUAAGAAUUGUAGGUUCAAUUUUAGUCUUGGUCUACUUUGGAACAAUUGGCUAAAUGUCAAUACUAUAAAAUGCCUUCUAGGCCAUUCAAUUAAAAAAUAUAUAUAUUAUUAUGUUGUUUGGAUCUGUUGGAUACAAUAAACACAAGUAUGGGAUCUAUUAUUCAGAAUUCUUGGGACCUGGGGGGUUUCUGGAUAAUGGAUCUUUUAGUAAUUUGGAUCUUUACGUCUACUAGAAAAUCAUGUAAACAUUAAAUAAACCCAAUAGGCUGUUUUUGCCUCCAAUAGGGACUAAUUAUACUGUAUCUUAGUUGGGAUCAAGUACAAAUUUGGGAUCAAGUACAAAUUUUUAUUAUUAUAGAGAGAAAGGAAAUCAUUUAUAAAAAUUUAGAUUAUUUAGAUAAAAUGGAGUCUCUGGGAGACGGCCUUUCCGUAAUUCUGAGCUUUCUGGAUAAUGAAUACCAUAUCUGUACAUACUUUCUCAUUAGCAGCCAGUUAAGGAUUAGUUGAUGGUAGAAAUACUUCUAGGGUAAACCUUGUGCCAAAGGUACAAUAAAAUAACAAUUUUUAAUAGAAAAAAACACCUGCCCAUUAGGUUUUAUAAGAAUAAGUGAAUAAAUACCAUAAACCAAACAUGGUAACCUGGAGAUUUGGUCAAGAGGGCAUGUUUUGGGGUUUAAGAAUAGACAACCUUGAAAACUCCCGUUUAUUGAAUUAUUGAGCAUAUACAAUGAGCCAAACACAUUUUAUACAUGACUCAGUAUUGAAUAGAUUUUUUGUGUAUGUGAUUUAAAUCUAUUACCUUUGCCAAUGCGGCUUGAGUACAACAAUGUGCACCACAUUAUAGUCACUAAAGCAUUUCUCUUUUCUUAGUGGCUGUAACUGUCCUCUGAAGACCAGAUCUAACUCCCAGUUGCGUUCAAUGUCUGUGCUUUUCCGCACUAAAGGAACAGACAGAUAGAAAAGGUAUAGGUAGAAAAGUCCUGUAUUUUUAACUCAUGUAAAAAAAAAACCUUAAUUCUUCAACAAAAUGUGAGGUAUGUUUUGCUCCAAGACCACAAUGCGCUGUAGAUGUGGGUCUAACCAUAACAAGAAGCGAGAUUAUACCUUCAACAGAUUUGAUUUUUCUUUAGAAAAACCAAAUUCAUCCAAAAGUUCAAGCUAAGUUGGUUUUUAUCAGAUGUUUCUUUUUGAAAGUCAGAGAUAUUCCAAGUAUGAAGUUUUGCAGCUGUUGCAACAUGGGAUCUAUUAUCUGGAAACUUUGGGACCUGGGGUUCUCAUGAUAAAGGGGUCUUUCUUCUAAAAUAUUUUCUUUUAACAACUCUAAAACUUCUAAAAAAAUCCUUUAGAUGUUAGCAAGAAGGCAAUUUCUUAUAAAGAUUUAGAAAAAAUAAUAAAUCAGUCAAAUUGAAAAAUUCUAUGGAAAUUGGCAUUCCUGUAUUUUGGAGCUUUCUAGGUGACGGGUUUCUGGAUAAUAGAUGUCAUACAUGUGCGACCAAAGCAGGUGAUGUAUAGGAAUUCUCUCUAUAGAACUGACCUGCAACAAAUAUAAAUAAGUACUAUUAUAAAUACAAUCUCAAAAUAAGAUUGAAUUUGGCAGUUUGACCCAUUAUUUGAGACUAUGUUACCUAAUUUUAAACUGGGUGAAUUUUCUGUUGAAGGUUAAUUUGAUGCCCAGACUGAUCUUAGAGACAGUAAACCCUUGGGAGGCUGGUAAAUUUCCUUUAUAUCUUCAAUGGUCAGAACAUUAGAAGUUGGUUGGGAUAAUGUCUUACCUGACGUAGAGUUGAUGUAAAAAUGUCACCAUUUAUUACUUGACCCUUAAUCAUUAUAACCUUUUUGUUUUCCAUUCUACUGUCUCUGCUCCUGGAGAAUAAUUUCACUCUUGAUAUGGACUGUUCUGAGCCCAUUUCAUAGGUGACCUACUGUGCCAUUGUCUGAAGAGCACAUCUUCUUGUAGCCUUCUCCUUUCCAAAGCAAAGUCAGCCUUCUCUGUCCCAGGACAGUACCCUCAUGGCAUUACACACUAGAUCUUCUAUUAGAACUUGAAACAAAUCUCAGGAGGAAGGCUUGUUUACAUAUAAAAUAGCUAUGGGCAAGUUCUAACCGAAAGCCAUUGGAAACGUUGUUAUAGAUGUUAGAAAAUUUCUAAGUAACCUCAUACAUCAAGAAAUAUUUUUGGUGCUACUCAAGGGUGGUAAAUAUAGAAACAAUGACAUAACGCUGGUCGUGUAAAAUAAGUAAAAAGUCUUGCUCAGAAGAGUUGGAGAAGACACAAGCAGGCCACAGGCCUGAGGCUUAAGAAAGGACACCAAGUUCCACCUAAAACUCGAGGAAGGAAUAUCCUGAUAGUUCCUACCAAAAAAAUUACUUUGUAUUUGCAGUGUAUUAGAAAAAAUACAUCUUUUUUACAUCACUUUUUUAGCUGUAAAACAAGCAUUUGCUGCAGGAAAUGAGUUUUAUACGAUAGAGAACCUUUGUUAGGCAUUGACAUGGUUUCAUUACCAGAAGAAGGGAACAAUAUCUUGUGCCGUUGGGUUUCACUCGAUCAUUCAGGACCAGACGUCUAAACUUGAAUAUAUAUAGCGACGAUAAACUGUUGAAUUAUGUUCCUUAAUAAAUUUAAUUGUCUAUGAAAUAGC
This is a messenger RNA of Xenopus laevis (African clawed frog), 4815 nucleotides long. It is a transcript of the gene gja8.S, whose product is annotated as gap junction protein alpha 8 S homeolog. Gene Ontology annotation, cellular component: gap junction; connexin complex; plasma membrane. Gene Ontology annotation, biological process: cell-cell signaling; cell communication; transmembrane transport. The transcript is spliced from 3 exons. The coding region runs from base 33 to 1805 and encodes 590 amino acids. Gene Ontology annotation, molecular function: gap junction channel activity. NCBI's taxonomy places the organism in Eukaryota, Metazoa, Chordata, Amphibia, Anura, Pipidae. The record is from RefSeq and is a predicted model, not a curated record.